UCGCUCUACUCUGCUCAACGCUUCGAGAUGGGUCAAAGCGAGCAGUACUUCAUCUAACAAAAGCCAACCUGUGACCCUUGACAAAAUGUGUGUUCGUGGCGGGAAGGAAGGACAUGCUACUUAAGAGUCAGCGACUUGCUUCCAGCAUACUCGAAAAUCCCCGCCCAGCUCCACAGAGCUUGUUUUCACACCUCAGUUUCAUUUUCCAAGCGAAGACCCUGUCCAUUACGUCGACUAUGGACAUCCUGGAACUUGUUCACGACGACUAUCGGCUGGAGCAUCGGCCCUUCCAAUGCGCCUUCGCAGGAUGUUCCAAGGCUUUCGCUCGGCGGUCGGAUUUGGUCAGACAUGCACGCAUUCACAAUGACGACCGCCCGUACAGCUGUCCUAUAGCCUCUUGUGGCAAGUCGUUCAUUCAAAAGUCGGCGUGCAUGGUGCACAUCAGGACCCACACAGGCGAGAAACCACACGUUUGCGACACAUGCAACAAGGCCUUCUCCGACUCGAGCUCCUUGGCUCGUCACCGUCGGGUCCACUUUGGACGCCGCCCCUACCGUUGCUUGGUCGAUGGCUGCGGCAAGGCUUUCUGCCGUAAGACAACGCUUACCAAGCACUCCCGCCGAAGCCAUUCAGCCCUGCUCAGUGAGGAAGCACUGAAGUUGAAGCGCAAGGAAAAGGUGUCGGACGCCUCCUUCGACUCAGCCUUUCCCAUUAGCCCGUCAGCGCUGGCAAUGCAAGCUCGCACGGGCAUCGCUCGUGACACAACAUUCGGCGCCUCCAGCAUAUUACCGGCCUUGACCAACGGUUUCGAAUCCAGUGGCAGCAGCGACUCGACCGUAACCAGCCCAGGAGGCGCCUUCAGUACAGAUAGCCCGUUCAGCUCGCUGCCCGGCAGUCCUUACAGCGCACACAGCACUGCCGGCUUCGACAAUGUUCACGUGUCGCUACUAUCGUCCUUUUCACCGUCGACCACAAUGCCAAUGCUGAAGCCUCAGCUCACUCCGAAUCACCUGUCCCUAAGCAUGUCAGGUAUGCACGCUGGACUCGGCGCACAUGCGGGCCCGAUGUCAUGGCCAUACGAUCCACUUCCACCCGUAAUCAACGCUACAGCGUGCGACUUCGAGCGUUACACACACAACAGGCCGUCUCACUCUGGCUCGCACCGUUCGUAUUACAGGAAUGCAAUGUUCAGACACACAGAGUAGUGCCAACUCAACAUUGAUCAACCGCAUUUUCCCUCAUCGAGUAGAAUGGACUACCAGGGGACAACCGUCCUUGUUACAUUUACGAUCUAGAGUUAAUUCUUCAAAGUCAACCUUCAAUUGCUUUUUACCCAU
This is a messenger RNA of Tilletiaria anomala UBC 951, 1337 nucleotides long. RefSeq lists its product as uncharacterized. Bases 114 to 1205 code for a protein of 363 amino acids. The record is from RefSeq and is a predicted model, not a curated record. The transcript has 3 exons. Lineage: Eukaryota; Fungi; Basidiomycota; Exobasidiomycetes; Georgefischeriales; Tilletiariaceae. Gene Ontology annotation, cellular component: PcG protein complex; transcription regulator complex. Gene Ontology annotation, biological process: regulation of transcription by RNA polymerase II. Gene Ontology annotation, molecular function: DNA-binding transcription factor activity, RNA polymerase II-specific; RNA polymerase II cis-regulatory region sequence-specific DNA binding.